AUGCCGCGAUCUUCUGGUUCUAGCAGCGAGCGAUGGCUUCAUUCAGCCACCCCAUCCUUGCCUCAGAAAAAAUCUAUUGCUUUCCUCGACCGGAUUCUUCAGGAGAAUGCAGAACUGCGUGCCCGUUUACCCCCGCCCGAGUCACCUCCCGUCAAAUCUACACCGCCCCCGUCUCAUCAUGACCCGAUGCCGAACGAUGACGAAGAUGCUGCUCAGAACCAGAUCCUAGAGGAGAGUGACUGGUUUGCUCACACCAGGAGUUCCGACACACCCAUCUGGAUUGGUGAAAUUGCUGACGCCGCGUUUGCCACUCGCUUUCGACAGUUUGCUUCCUCUUCCAAAGCGCCAAGUCAUAUCCCUCGCACUCAGUUUGCUUCUGAUGAUGCUAUCCGUGGUCUCGCGGCCACCAACCCGCCAUGGCCUUCACCCCCUUGCGCCAGACUCUUGAUCGAGACAGCACUCCAGUUUCUAAGGCACAAUUACCAUAUCGUUCGACGAAGCGAGGUGCUCGCUUUGAGCACAGGUGGUUUCGACCAUUCCGGCCAAGGGACCAGCUCAGCCUCUGCCGCCAAGAUGUGGGCGUUAUUCGCCAUCGGCGAACUCCGAUCAAGCAAAUGCCUAAAUUUGAACAACAACUUCCCCGGCUUGGCUUACUUUGCGGUUGCCAGUGACACCAUUCGUAUCAUCAACGAGAGGCCUCAACUAGAGGUUAUCGAGACUCUGCUGCUUCUGGUGAGCCCUAAGCCUUUCCCAGCCAAUCUCCUCGCUGACUCGUGCUUUUGGCUGUAUACUCCCUCGAAACGAAUCGCCGGCACUCAGCCUGCACAUUUGUGGGCUCUGCCUUGCGGCUUGCGACCAUCAUGGGGCUCCAUGUCAACAUCGGGCAUGCCUAUGUUCCAGAUCCCGACCCGAGGGAGCACCGUGUUCGAGUCUGGUGAUGAUGAUAUCUCGGUUGACAUGCCAUCGACGAACUCAACUCUCAACUUGGGAGACUUUGGUGAUCAUGUCCAUUUUAUGGCCGUGGUGCGACUUGCUAAAAUCGCAGGCAACAUCUCCAGAUCACUCUAUGUCCGUACACCUCAACGUGGGACAUUCCUUCAGCGGGUGGAAAGGAUUCGAGAGGAGCUUAGUCAGUGGAGAGACCAGCUUCCCGGACACAUGAAGCAUGAUUUUACUAGUGGGAGUGACAGUGACAUGUACUCUCAGCCUACCACGUCCCCUCUGCAACUCACAUUCAACCAGUUAUUGAUCCUAGCAACGAGACCAGUCCUGCUCUUUGUAUUCCGUCGUCACAUCGAAGGAAGCACCACGGCGACAUCCGACAGCAGUCUUCCUAGCCAUACAUUAGAGAUUGCUGAUGCUUGCAUUCACUCUGCCAGACAAUCCUACCAAUUACUGUCACAGUACUGGGUGAACGGCGACUUUCACGUCUUCAAUUACUCUUAUGUCCAACAUCUCUUCUCCGCUGCCGUCAUUCUUGCAAUAGCUGGAGCUUUAGGUCGAGAAACUUCGCAGAACGACAACGAUGAGUUCAACCUUGCAGCAGGCUUUCUUCAGCAACUGGAACAGAACGGCCAUUUCGCCGCCAUGGAGUUUUACUCUCAUAUUAAGGAGAUUCGAUCUACUUUGGAGAGAUUGCAUUCAAUUGGUGGCUCCCUACUUUCAUCCGAGAACUCUGGACCACAACCUUCAGUCCAGGCUUCCCAAUUGACGUUCAGUGACCAGACCCUAACGGUGACCAGCUCAUAUGACGACCACGGCCUUCAGUUUGUGGACGAUUUACCUCUUGAUCUAUCGUUUCUUGAUGAUUGGAUAUACGAAAAUGCCCUCCAACAAUUAUGUUGGGAGGAACAGUUGCCUAGCCAUGAUUAG
Fusarium vanettenii 77-13-4 is the source of this 1872-nucleotide messenger RNA. RefSeq lists its product as uncharacterized. The record is from RefSeq and is a predicted model, not a curated record. Lineage: Eukaryota; Fungi; Ascomycota; Sordariomycetes; Hypocreales; Nectriaceae. Bases 1 to 1872 code for a protein of 623 amino acids. The transcript is spliced from 4 exons. Gene Ontology annotation, cellular component: nucleus. Gene Ontology annotation, molecular function: sequence-specific DNA binding. Gene Ontology annotation, biological process: positive regulation of transcription by RNA polymerase II.